GAUCGCUGGACAUAUACUUCGACGCAGAGUCAUUGGUUGCACCAGUUGCGUUCCUUAUGAACUGGUGACAAUAACCAAAAAUUUCUUAACAAGUGCGUCCAUCCAUCCAUGUUGAGAAGUAGGUGACUAAUUGACUGUCCAGAAUCGGAAUGUUUGCCAAGUUGAAGACUAAUCCUCAGACCCCUCAAGAAUCGAAUCCCAUUACCCAGUACUUCGAGAUUGGGAGACAGGUCGCAAGUGCUGGACCUGAACUCGUAUGGAAAAUUCAUGAGGCUGUCCGUAAAUCCGAUAAAAGAGAAGCUUCCGUCUUCUACUUUGAGAAAAAAGUAGCAGAGAAGCUCCACAAACCAAAGAGGAAAGAAACGAUUACUGAGAUUUUGAGAUUCAGCGUCCGUCAGUUGGACCGUCUCAAACAUCCGAAGUUACUCACUCUUUAUCAUCCCAUUGAGGAAUCCAAUGAGGCAUUGGCAUUUGCUACUGAGCCUGUGCUUGGUACAUUGGCCAAUGUGCUGGGAUGUUUGGAAGAACGACUUCCUCAAAACUUACCAUCGAUUGUCAGAGAAUACGCUUUUCUGGAUCUCGAAAUCAAGUAUGGACUUUUGCAACUUACGGAAGCUCUUUGUUUUCUCCACUACUCAUGCAAGCUGAUUCAUAGAAAUCUUUGUCCACAGUCGGUUAUAAUAAACAAGCGUGGAACCUGGAAACUGGCCGGCCUCGAAUUUGCUGAAAAAUGCAAUGAAAAUGACAUCAUGAAGCCGGUACCUUGCCAAGCUUUCACAUCCAAGUUGCCAAAAAUGGGACAGCCAGAUCUGGAUUAUACAGCUCCGGAAGUACAGAAUCAUUCGAAGUGUAGCCCCCUGAGUGAUAUGUUCUCAUUGGGUCUUGUAAUUUGCGCCGUCUUCAAUGGAGGUCACUCCCUCAUUGAAGCUAAUUUGAGUUGCGCAAAUUAUCAGAAGCAGUUGGAGAUGUUGGACAGCAAUCUCAAUGACUUAUUGGAUCGUGUCCCUCAUCAUCUCCAAGAACCACUGCAAAAUCUGCUGGAGAUUGAUGCUCGCAGAAGACCCAACGCUCAGAACUUUUCGAUGAUUAAGUAUUUUAUGGAGCCGGCUGUCCAUGCUUUGCAAUACCUGGAUGUGAUUCAGAUGAAAGACUCUAGUCACAAAUCGCAUUUCUAUCAUAGCCUGCAAGGAACACUCUUCAGUAUUCCUAAGAAACUAUGGUUUCAACACGUUCUACCAUCGCUAAAGACUGAACUCCAGUCGCCAGAGGUACUGGCUGCCGCUCUUCAACCCUUGCUCUUUAUGAUUGAAGAAAGCACUGUGGAAGAAUAUCAAAAUGAAAUUCUCCCAGUCUUUCGAACUGUCUUCAGUAUGCCGAAGUCUGUUCAGGCUACUGUAACUCUGCUAGAGAAUCUGGAUAUAAUCAUGAAGAAAACUCCUAAGAGUGAUAUAAAGGCAGAUGUAUUGCCCAUGCUUUACAGUGCUUUUGAAUCAACUACUCCUCAAAUCCAGUUAGCGGCUCUUCAAGCAGUAACACAGAUUGCAGAUAUACUGGAAGAACAAGCGGUGAGGAAAAUGGUUUUGCCCAGAACCAAGCAAGUUUUCGAUAACAAUUUGGGAGUUAAGGAAGAAUUUGAUAUUCAGGUGCAGAUGAUUGCUCUGCAUUGCGUUGAGAAAAUUAUCGACAAGUUAGAGAAGACCAACAUCCUAGAUGAGGUAUUGCCAAUGUUGGGAAAAGCCAAACUGCAGGAUCCAGCUAUUCUCAUGCCAGCUAUCAGAAUCUAUAAACAUAUGUUGGGAGACAAAAAAUACGGACUUACUGUCAACUUGAUAGCAACCAAAGUAAUGCCAGCACUCAUUCCGGUGGUUGUCAGUCCUGGAUUAAAGUUGGACCAGUUUACUUGUCUCGUGGAGCUGCUCAGAGAAAUGUUGGAUCACGUUGCAAGAAAUCAAAGAAACAAGCUGAAACUGGAGAAACUCUCUUCAACCGAGAUGUACCCAACAGAAAUGUCAAGAAAACGGAGCCUAGUCGAUGGUAUUCCUACUACUUACUCAAAUGCAGAACAAUCGGCCAGCUACCCCCACAGACCCCCUACUCUUCGCUUGGAAUCUAGGCGACAAUCCAUUUCCGUGGAUGACGUGGCCCGACGCUCAUCUGGCGCCAAUGGUGGAUCAGAGGCUUCAUCUCCAGAUUCAAACCUCCUUCGAGUGCAAGCCACCUUGCCUGGACGACGCCAUUCGGACAAUACCAUACAACCUCCAAGGAUCUUGAUUGCCCCUUCGAGCCCAGAUGGAUCCUACACCCCCGCUGGGGUGCAGCAGAGAAGACAUUCUAGUGUCUGUCCUCAAGAUGUGCGAUUUCAAUUUUCGACUACAAAGAUAAGCCCAUCACCUAUACAAACCACACCCAAUAUGGGAAUGGAUUUCUUGUCAUCGGGCCGUUCAAACAUGCGUCGCUACUCUGCAGCAGCUCUUUAUGCCAGCAGUGGUGUACCAGCUAGCUGCAACAGCCGUGGCCCCAGCCCUGCGGGAUCUGCAUCCAGUUUGCUACAGCAAAUAGGAUCUGGAGUGCAAUCCCUCUUCGGAAAAUAAAAAGUUGGAUUGUCAAAUCAAAGGUUGGGGGGCGGACAGAGAGAAAAAAACAAACAAUACUGACCUAAUGUGAACCCCCCCCCCUUUGACAAUCCACGACAAUGCAGCGACCAACACCUGGUCCUCUUAAAAAGAUCUUCAAAAUUGAUUUCCAACCCUCCAUAUCAGAACGUGGGAAUCUCCUGUUUCAAAACUUUAUAGAAAGGAAAGACUGUGAAAGGAGUUGGAUUUAAUCUGUGUAUUGUAGAAGAGAGCCUUUCAGCUCAUGCUAAGUUGGAUUCUACCGUUUCUAUUCAGAGAGCAGUGGAUUUAGAAAGAAAUGUCUCACUCUACUUUGAUGUAUACGACUGUACGUUAUGUAGUGUUCCAUAAGAGUCAUCUCACAAUCGAAUACAUUAAUGCUAAUAGCUAUUGUUUAAUGAUAUUAGUCUAGUUAAGACUUAGCUAUAAACAUUGGGGGGAGAUGUUAUCACGAAUUGAUGAAGGUGAUCCUAAUCACUUUCUACCUUAACAAAGAUCUAGAAGUGUCUAUUAUUAUGUACAAUGUACACAGGCACUCCUUUUGCAACAAAUUGAUUUGCAUUUCGUCUUUUCAAAAGACUGGCAUUAUGAAACUCGUAAUUAUGAUCGGUUAUAGUUAUAACCUUCUACUAUAUUCAUUCUUUGCUAUUUGUUCUCGUGACUUGCAAAUAUUGCAGAUUAAGCAAAGAUUUUGUAAUCCGGAAUUUUUUUUUUCGAAACGCCCAAAUAAAGCCCUUUAAUUGAUUCAAAACAGCUCAAAAUGCAUUUUAAGGUUUUUUUAAUUUUGAGUUAUGAACCUUAAUAUAAUUGAGAUUUCAACUGCCGGGACUUUUCACUUAUUUACAUUUUUGAACGACAAAAAAUUGCAAUGCUACCCAAGUAACACAUUCAAUUUGAUAAAUAUACUUUAUCCAUGUGCAUAACUAAUAUUACUGAAUCAUGAAUAUACAUUUAUUAAAUUAUUGAAGCAUCUCGUAUUUGAUCAAAGGAGAAUUUCUUUAUACCUUUGAAACGCUCAAUUUCAGUCGGUAUUUUCUGGAGAGUGAGACAUUUGCUUUAAGGCUGGCGAUAAAAUAUCUCAGCCUUUCAUACUUCAUAAUUUUGCAAGAAUAAUUUCUUCGGGGACCACUUACAACUAUCAACGAUGGUGGAAGUUUUAAUAAGGAUGAAAAAUUCACUGCUCUUAUAAUAAACAAGAAACUCAGUGUAGGUUUUGCUUUCGAUUUUCAGAUCAUGUUUAUACACGUGGAAAAUCAUAUAGCUUCAUUGGGAAUUCCAAAACGUUUUUUUUUUAAAUCUAAAUGUGAACUAAUUACUGUAGUACAUUGUAUGGUAUAUUCUAUUGUUGUGUUGUUGUAUCUUGAAGAGUUAUCAUAAUAUAAUGUUUCACGAAACAGGUAUUUUGAUGCUCUACUGUCCCCUCCUUUUCUCUAUAUUCUAUAACAAAUGAGGAUUGUAAAAUAAAAGGGGGUUAAGUGCCAAUACAAGCAUAAUAAGUAAUCCAAAAUUGUAGAUUUAAAAUUUAAGUACGGUGCAUAUUGACCUUCGAAUGAAAAAGGAAGAAUAUUUGAUAUGGAAAGCCUGAACUUUUGCUCAACGUAUAUCUAUUAGAUAUAGGUAUACCUCUGAGCCUUGCCUGGCACUUAGUCCCUUUCCUAUUUACUUGCCUCAAAAAAUAUCUAUCUAUAUGUGAUUACCAAUCAGCGCAGUGAUUGCAUGUUUCUUGUUUUAGUAUCUACGUGCGAGAAAAUCGAUCCUUUUGGGUUUGGUUUCUCAAACAAUCAUUCCAUUAAGAAAAUGAUUUUAGAGUUCUCUUAUUCCUUCAUGGUAGAUGUUGCUACAUGGUUGCAAAAUGCCGAGCAGGUUGCACAUGUUUCUUGAUGCACUUUGUUUCAUUGCCGCACUAUUUCGUGUCAUGUUUAUAGUUAUCGUUAUAUUUCUGGUCGAAUUUUCAUUGCUGAAGAAAUGUUCAUGCAAAACGAAGCGCGCUGCCUCUUGUAGCGAAGGACCAAUUUUUAGCACAUUGCUUCAAAUCGAUAUUUUGCUCUUUUAUUUUCAUAAAAAAUGCUGUGAAAGCAGGCGGAUGUUUCAUUUUCUAUUAGACAAAGGAAAAUCACUUGAAAACUCAAAUCCAUAUCUGAUUACCUUAAAAAUUGCUAAGCAAAUAUGCUAGAUUUUCACAUAUCAGAGGGCAAAGGACAAACUCUUUGGAUAUUUUCAACCCACAUGUAGAAAAAUUUAAAAAAUGGGUCCAAGUAAGAAUUAGGGCGCUUCGUUUUCUCCCUAUUAAUAGGGAUUGGGAAGUUUUUGUGUUUCGUUUUGAACUGUAGUAUAAAGUCAUGUGACGCUAGGAUUCUAUUGAGCAGAGGAUCAGAUAUUCUGCUCACUAGUUCGAUUCUUCUUCCUCUCUAUAUGUUGUCAGUGAUUUCAGACACUUCUUUUAUUGUCAUCUGAAGAAGGUUCAUAUUUAGCGUUCAGAAAUUUUUUUUUUCUUUUUUUCAAAUAUAAAAGCAAUUCAUUUUUUGGCUCUGUGCCCAUGAAAUAAUUGGAAAGAAACAAAAAAAACCCUAAAGAUUUGCUAUUUUUUUAGCCUCUAUGGGUUCUAAUAUAUAUUCUAAUUCAAUUCAAUUCAUGUCCCUAAACAUGCAUAAUCGCUGCUUUACUCAAUUGUGGACAAUCAUUUACAGAAGAGUAUCUAUAGCUAAGAAAUAAUUUUUCUAACAUUUCAAAACAGUUUACAUAAGUAGGAAAAAAGGUAACAAUAAGUUGCUAAAAUUGUUUUUUUUUUUGGUUAGAUUUUUUCUUUAGCCUCCAAAUUUUAUGAUUGGACUUCAAAGAAGUGUUGCUGUUAACUGAGCGCCACACACAUCGAAUGAUGGAAAUAACGAUAAACGUGCCAAUUAAUUUUUAUUGUAGUCAAGAUCUUUUUGUCAAAAAUCGUGCUCUGUGACCAUUUGUGCACGCCUACGUGUGUUCUUUCUAUCAAAGUUUUCUCUUGCUAUUCAUUCCUUGUACAGAAAACAAUAUUCAUUCAUAGCCCUGCGAGGCGCUGUGCAUGGUGUGUUUGUGUCUUUUCAUGUGCUAAAGAUAUUAACAAUAACCUUGAAAAUUCUUUUAUGUAUUAUGUGUUCUUUCAUUGCUCUGUUAAUCGCUAGAACUGUCUGUUUAAAUGUUCAUUUAUCACACAACAGGAAAAUAAAUUUUAUCUGUGUA
This is a messenger RNA of Argiope bruennichi, 5825 nucleotides long. RefSeq names its product SCY1-like protein 2. The transcript has 19 exons. Gene Ontology annotation, biological process: protein phosphorylation. The record is from RefSeq and is a predicted model, not a curated record. The coding region runs from base 150 to 2591 and encodes 813 amino acids. Gene Ontology annotation, molecular function: protein kinase activity; ATP binding. Lineage: Eukaryota; Metazoa; Arthropoda; Arachnida; Araneae; Araneidae.